Procambarus clarkii (red swamp crayfish) is the source of this 11389-nucleotide messenger RNA. RefSeq names its product Zn finger homeodomain 2. Gene Ontology annotation, biological process: regulation of transcription by RNA polymerase II. Lineage: Eukaryota; Metazoa; Arthropoda; Malacostraca; Decapoda; Cambaridae. The record is from RefSeq and is a predicted model, not a curated record. Gene Ontology annotation, molecular function: zinc ion binding; DNA-binding transcription factor activity, RNA polymerase II-specific; RNA polymerase II cis-regulatory region sequence-specific DNA binding. Gene Ontology annotation, cellular component: nucleus.
CCGCCUCCAGUCCGCCGCAGAUACUCGGAGCGGCCACAUGACAGUCUGCGCUCGGUCGUCGCUGAGGAACGUGCCGUGAACACUGUAGAGUAGAGACGUGGAGCGGCCAGUGUGGAGUACCGUGAGAGUAGCGCGAGCAGUGAGGAGAGCAGGAGCGGCAGCUGUGUGUUCAGUGCUGCCGGAGGAGCAGUGUAGUGUCGCGGGGCGCGCUUACCCCCCUGCGCCUCUCAUUUCCAUAUGGGCGCCCCCCCCGCGGGGAGGUGGCGGUGGUGGGCCAGCCCGCGCAUACUCGCCGCCACAUUUACCUACUAAUUCUCGCCGAGGCGUCAUUACGAUGUGCAGACGGUGGGUGGCGGCCGCGGAGGUCCCACGCUAGUGAUACUUGUGCAUGUGUGGUGGUGGUAGUGGCGGCUCAGUGUGGUGUUGUGGCACAUGGUGCUAGUGCCGCCCGCACCACGUGUAGCCUACCCUGUGGCACUGCCGGGCAAGGGGGCCAGGCACUUGCUACCCAUCACGACAAGACAACCCGCCGCGACCUUACCCAGCAGCACCAGCAGCAGGAGGAGGGAGGCGUGCAGCUCACGUGCCCAGGCCAGCCACGGCAGGAGCAUGUGGUACGCCCAGCUCAGGGACGAUGUGGACCUCAGAUGGUGCGUGGAGGUUGAGGGCUGUGACUAGUGGAGGCGCCGUGCCCGUUCCGCCAUGCCCGGAGAGGAGCGGGGAGAGCCGCCUCUGAAGGGAUGCCCCCCGGCCCCCCCACACCCCCCUGCUGACCCUCUCGACACCCCCAACCACCCCCAGGAACAGCAACACGUCCCCCCGGAAAUGAGUCCCGAGGACGCUCCCUCUACCUCCCCCUUGGCGGGCGAGGAGGGCCCAGGGCCCCUCCCCCAGCAAGGACCCAAUGCCACCUCGUCGUCGUCGUCGGCGGCACCAUCAGCGUCGCCGCCCGCGACGUUCAACCUGACGUGCAUGACGUGCCACACCCACUUCACGUCGGCGGAGCAGUACACGCGCCACCACUGCGUGGCCUCCUCCGCCGCCCAGGACGCCAUUAACGAGUCGUCCAGCGACGUGGAGAAGUUCGACGGCAAGAUCGUGUACAACCCCGACGGGUCGGCCUACAUCAUCGACUCAGAGAUGAGCGACGACGAGGGCGUGGCGGGUCUGGAGUUGCCGCGGCACGAGGGGUCCAUUGUGGACUCCCCGCGCCACCCGCUCUCCUCCACCGCCGCCCCCACCAUCCCCACCAUCGCUAACGCCAUAUACGUCACUAAGAACCCCGCCUUCUAUACCGCUCUUUACGGUCAAACCUUCACCUCGCUAAUCCAGGAAAACAAAGUUCCUGAAGUCCCCAUUGUUCACAACUACAGGGUCUUUACCGUUGGUGAUAAGGACAGUGAAACUGAGUGUAAAGACAGUGAUAGCAAAAAUAGUUCCAGUGAGAAAACAAAACUUCCAUUAUUAGACUACUCGCAAGUUCCAAUUAAACCUAUAUUGAUGUGUUUUGUAUGUAAGUUGUCUUUUGGAUAUGUUAGAUCUUUUAUUGCCCAUGCGAUGGGCGACCAUAGUGUAGUCUUACUGGAUGAGGAGAGAGACCUCCUGGCGGCCAAGAACGCCUCGGCCAUCAUCCAGUGCGCGGGUCGGGAGAAGGAGCCGCGAGUGUCGUUCCUAGAGCCAGUGACGCCCCCAGGUGCCGGCAGCAGCAGCAGCAGCAGUAGCAGCAACAACUGCAGCAGCAGCACCCAGCACGGGGGCGCGCUGGCCACCCUGCUGCCCUCCGGGGCCCCCAGCGGCACCUCCCCCAGCCCGCAACCCUCACCCGCAAGGGCCACGCAUAACAACGACGCCCACCACGACUUUAUAGAUGAUGAACGUACCAAUGCAGUCAAACGUGAAAUGCCUGACUUUUACGAACUUGUCCGUCAGCAGCACCAGCAACAACAGCAGCAGCAGCAACAGCAGCAGCAGCAUCUUCAUCACCACCACCAGCAGCAGCUCCAGCAGCAGCAGCAACAGCGGUCUGACCCCUUCGCUACCCCUCAGCACCCAGCUGCUGCUCGGACGCCGGACCUGAGCCGCAAGUCGCCCAUCUCUGCGCUCGGAGCCAACGGUCGGGCUUCUGUUUCCCCGGUGACUUCGAUGUCACCGACGAGCUUCUCGCCGUUGCAGUCCCCCGUUGCGCAGCUGACGGGUACCAUAAUCGGCGCAUGUCCCGAGCACAUGAACGGUCGGCCUCAGGGAGUUAAUUGCGAGAAGUGUGACCUCAUUCUGCAACAAUCACGCCAGCUGGGCGGGCAGAUGGCUUUCAUGCAUUCUCGCAAUUCCUGCAAGACGCUCAAGUGUCCCAAGUGCAACUGGCACUACAAAUACCAGGAGACGCUCGAGAUCCACAUGAAGGAGAAGCAUCCGGAGAACGAGUCUACUUGUAUCUACUGCCUCACUAAUCAGGCGCACCCGCGUCUCGCUCGAGGAGAGACCUACACCUGCGGCUACAAACCCUACCGCUGUGAGGUGUGCAACUACUCCACUACCACCAAAGGCAACCUCUCAAUUCACAUGCAGAGCGACAAGCAUCUAAACAACAUGCAGGAGCUGCAGAAUGGAGGCAUGCCUACCAUGGACGGCUCGAUGGGCUCGCAGUCGUUAACAUCUCAACAACAGAGCCCAUCCGGCAGUAUUUACUCCGCGCCCAAAACCCCCACGCCGUCCACCACGCCGGCACCCACGCAGCAGCAGCAGAAGCCCAAACCUGUGUGGCGCUGCGAUGUCUGCAACUAUGAGACCAAUGUUGCACGCAACCUUCGCAUCCACAUGACUAGCGAGAAGCACACCCACAACAUGAUGGUGUUGCAGCAGAAUGUAAAGCACAUGCAACAGCUGAGUGCUUUGCAAGGAGGCGGAGGGGGCGGGGGCCAGUUGGACCCCAUGGCUCUGUUGCAGUAUGCCGGUAACCCUGCCGCCGCCGCCAUGAUGGCAAGCUUAGGCGUGGGAGAGAAACCUCACCUGCCAGAGGCAGCUUUAGCAGAUCUCGCCUACAACCAAGCGCUGCUUAUCCAGAUGAUGUCCGGUGGCCAGUUACCUGGCGGCCAUAUGGGUCCUGGGGGCCCUCCGGGACACGGCGGGCACUUGGGUCCUGGGGGCCCUCCAGGACAUAGUGAUCACCCGGGCCCACACUUCGACUUGGGUCUUAAUCCUGAGUCACUGGAGCCGCCGCCAGAGCCUGUGCCGCCCAACCCGCGUCACGCCUUCACCUGCUGCGUCUGCUCUGUCUUCUCCACCGACUCCCUGGAGCAGCUCACUCUCCACUUGCAGCUGGACCGCUCCAAGAUCAACGAAAACGAGGUCUUGCUGGUAGUAGCGGGUAAUUACAUCUGCAAGCUGUGUUCGUACAAGACCAACCUCAAAGCUAACUUCCAGCUGCACUGUAAGACGGACAAACAUCUCCAGAAGCUGCAGCACGUCAACCACAUCCUGGAAGGCGGGCCCCGCAACGAAUGGAAGCUCAAGUACCUGUCCAAUACCAACCCGAUGCACGUGCGGUGUAACCUGUGCGAGUACUACACCAAUAGCGUCCACAAGCUACAGUUGCACGCCGCCCACCAGAGGCACGAGGUCCUCAAUGUUCUCUUCCGCCACCUGUGUGUGGCGGAGCACACUAUUAUGGACGACCGGCGCCUCUACACCUGCACCCUCUGUAACUUUACCACCCGCGCCAAGCUACAGAUGCUGCACCACAUCCGUUCCAUGCGUCACCUGCAGAUGGAGCAGCUUCACCAAAUCCAGCGGCACGCCGAGGGCAAGGGCGGCACCCAGCAGGACAUCGGCGACAUCUUCAGAGUUGAAGAAGCUGAAGAAGAAGGAGGACGUCACUCUCCGCCCGAGGAGCCCAAAGAGGAAGCGGGUCGGUCCCCGGACCACGUGCACGCGUGCCCCUUCUGCCACUUCACCUGCGAGUCGGAGUCGACGUUGCAGCAUCACGUGGAUGGUGACCAUGGCGGGGAGAAGAAGGCGGGUAUGAGGUGUCCGCUGUGCGAGGAGGCGUGUCCCGACAUGUCCGCGCUGGAGAAGCACGCCAUCAAUAUCCACUCCGUUAACUCUGACGGCCUCCAGCGGCUCUUGCUGCUUGUUAGACUCAGUGCUGCUGCUGCUGGUAAAGGCGAUGAUGACGACGACCAUCACCCAAACCAGAGUGAACAGCAUCAUCGGUUGCAGGAACACCUCCAGCAUCGGCACCCGCCGAAGCUGGAUGAUAACCAGUCAUCAGGUGGUGCAGGUAAGCGAGGUGAUGAGCGGGGCGUGGGCCGGGAGCAGGAGGAGUGUGGCGUAUGUGGGCUGGCCUGUGCCUCCAUCGAGGACCUGGUGGCUCACCAGGCAACUGCGGGCCACACACCAAUCACUGAGACCCCUCGUGGCCCGGGCUACCUGUGCUGGAAGAAGGGCUGCAACCAGUACUUCCAUGCAGCCCAGGCGCUGCACAGUCACUUCCGGGAGGUUCACGGCGCUGUCCCCAGACCCUCAGUGGCCGUGUCUGAGCGCCACGUGUACAAAUACCGCUGCCAGCAGUGCUCACUGGCAUUUAAGACUGUUGAGAAGCUGCACUUGCAUGCUCAGUACCAUGCUAUUCGAGACGCUACCAAGUGUCUGCUGUGCCACCGGAAUUUCCGUUCCCUGACUGCACUGCAGAAGCAUGUAAGCUCAGAUCACCCCGAGCUGACGGCCUUGGAACGUCACCAGUUCCAAGCGUCCAUCGUCGGAGCACCGGUGGGGGCUGGGGCGGGGCCUGUCCUCGACCCCAACACCACAGCCCUGCUCCGUCGGGAGUCGAACAAGGGGGACGAGUUGGAAGAGGUGACAAGAGUAGUGGAUGAGCCACAGCUCCCGCCCCAACAACAGGCCAUUGAGGACUACCUCAACUCAGACACGAUGGCUCUGGAUAACUACAGUGACCCGGCCAGACGCUUCAAGUGUCACCGGUGCCGAGUAGGCUUCACCAGGCAGAGUUACCUCACCGCUCACCAAAAGACUCUGCUCCACCGUCGGGGUGAGAAGCUAACUUACCCAAUGGAAAAAUAUCUCGACCCCAACAGACCCUAUAAAUGCGACGUCUGUAAGGAGUCGUUUACGCAGAAGAAUAUUCUGCUUGUACAUUAUAAUUCAGUCAGUCAUUUGCACAAGCUUAAAAAAGCUAUGCAAGAUAAGGAGACCAAAGGUACUCCAAGUAAUACUCAGACCCAGUCUGAACUGAUUACCAUUGAGGGCAGAAGCACUCCUCUGGGGGACGGCCAAGCCGGUCCCCUGCGGGGUAGCAUGCUCGGGGCGGGGGAGGAGGAGGAGCGUAACAAGCCCUACCGGUGUCACGUGUGCCGGGUAGCGUACUCCCAGCAGUCCACUCUAGACAUCCACCUCCGCUCCGUACUCCACCAGACACGAGCCUCCCGCCUCCCGGAGUACAGUCCAGCCGCCCACCUUGACUCCUUGCGCCCACUAGUCGACCACUUACCCACACCCACUACCCCGCAGCCCUCCCCAGCCCCACAUCACGACGCCCACACUCCUCGCUCCCCUUCUAACUCCCAGGGCACCCCUCCAGGGUUGCACCACCAAGGCAUCUCCCCCUCCGGUAGUAUUGGUAGCGGCGGCCAGGGAAGCUGCGGACGGUGCGGCGGCGUGUGGAACACAGCAGAGCAAGGGGCGCAGCACGCAGUGCUGUGUGGUCUUCUACCACCUCACCUCGCAUUCCUUCCUCACGCCGGCAGCAGUUUGAGUCCGUCAGCCACCCUGGACGCCGCAUGGGCCUCCCUCUGCGUCGCCUCCCACCUGCCCCCGACUCAGCCCCACGACCGCUCUCUCUCUCCAUCUGAAUGUUCCAUAGAAUCUCUCUCUACCUCUAGAUUCACUGUACCUUUCAGAAAGUCUUCACGCCUUCACAAGCACCUAUUAGAAAGCUUUGGCUUUGAUCUAGUUAUACAUCAUGUUGAAAAUCAACAAAUUAGUCCUUCAAAAGACCCUGAGGAAGGGGCUUCUGAGGACGCUAAAGACAAAUCCAUUUCUAAUUUGCCUGAACUAAGUAAAUCUAAAUGUCCUCAAUGUUAUAAACAAUUUUCUAGUGUAUGGGUUUUAAAAGCCCACUUAGAAGAAAUUCAUGAGUCAGGUGUACCUUUUGAUUACCUUAAGAAAUUCUCAGAUGAGUACCGUAAAGAGUACAAUACUAGUCGGCACUGCUCUAGCAGCGAUCCCUCUGCUCUUACAGAUGAGGAGCGAGGCCGGGACGCGGAGAUCGUCCAGGGGGGAGACAAGGGGACUUCAGAUGAGAGAGAGAAAGAGGCAGAGUCAGGCAGCAGGAGCGACGCCGCGGCCACGCCCACCUCUCGUGCCACGCCUACUCCCGGCAUCACGCCCACCUCCACCUCCGCCUGCUCCAUCUCCCCCGCAGCCGAUCACCAGGGUAUGAAUGUGCCGCCGCAGAUGGCAGAGAUGGCAGCUGCACUUAAUGCCCUGACUGCAGCCCAGAUGCAACAGAUGCAGUUCAAUCCCAUGAUGAUGGCAGGAUUGGGUUUGGCGGCAGGUAUACCACUGCAACUCAACCCUUUGGCUGCCAUGAACCUCCACCCACCUUUGGCGCCCAUGCUGCCUCCACACAUGUUUGAUCACAUGGCCCUAGCCAGUAUGCAGCAGCAGGGACCACCUACUUCAGGGCCUUCAGGCCUCCAAGGUGAUCAUUCAGUAUUCAUCAAGCAACAGCAGCAGCAGCUUCUUCAGCAGCAGCAACAACAACAAGCUGCAGCUGCAGCAGCGGCCGCUGCCGCAGCUGCUCAGCAAAAAAGAGCUCGAACACGAAUCACUGAUGAACAACUUAAAAUCCUUAGAGGUCAUUUCGACAUUAACAACUCUCCCACCGAGGACCAGAUCAACGAGAUGGCCAAGCAGAGUGGGCUGCCUCCUAAAGUGAUUAAGCAUUGGUUUCGCAACACGCUGUUUAAAGAACGACAACGUAGCAAAGAUUCGCCGUAUAACUUUAGCAUCCCGCCGUCCACCACACUUAACCUAGAGGAGUAUGAAAAGACAGGUGAGGCCAAGGUGAUGCCGCUCAACCCAGAGGAGGCGCGCGAGAUUGUGGCGAUCAGCAACGCCCGGGAGGAAGAGAGAGUUGCAGAACGCAUCCCAAAGGAGCAGGAAGAGCCAGCCCCUGAACGCGCCGCCGCCAUGUCUCCGCUCAACAAAGUUCCUAGUCUUAACCAAGACAAUAGCCGAGUACAAGAAAAGAGCGGGGACGGCUUAGGUGGAUCAGGUGGCCUGAAUAGUCAGCAACAACUCCAGCAACAUCAGUCACGGGAACAACAACAUCAACAACAACUGUUGGAACAACAACAACAACAACGGGAGCAGCAGUCACAACCAUUGCUUCCUCCACAUCACCAACAACAAGUAAGCAGUGGUCCCCAACUGGUGUCGUCAGCGUCGUCGUCCCCUCUGGGGCUGCCGGCAACCUCAUCGUUCACCUCCCUGGCCUCACCUCAGUCAUCAAUGUCACUCACCUCACUCAUUACCUCCCAGCUUGAGACCAACCCCAUGCUGGCUCACAAGCUGCCUCACACACCACCCACAGUUCCUAGUUCUGGCCUUAUUCCUCCAAGCUCAGGUGUGAGUCCCACGCCGCCCCAUUUGUCCUUCCCAUCAACUCCACUCUCUGCCCCUCACACCCCUACCUCUUCCUGCUCCAGCACGGGCAAGCGAGCCAACCGCACCCGCUUCACUGACUACCAGAUUAAGGUGCUACAAGAGUUCUUUGAGAACAACGCCUACCCUAAGGACGAUGAUCUGGAGUAUUUAUCCAAGCUGCUCAACCUAUCACCACGUGUCAUUGUGGUGUGGUUUCAGAACGCCCGACAAAAGGCACGCAAAGUGUACGAGAACCAGCCACCCAUUGACCCAAACGACGAAGGCGCGGGCAGGUUCACGCGGACGCCGGGCCUCAAUUACCAGUGUAAGAAGUGCUUGCUUGUCUUCCAGCGGUACUAUGAGCUCAUCCGACACCAGAAGACUCAUUGCUUUAAGGAAGAAGAUGCCAAGCGCUCAGCUCAAGCGCAAGCAGCUGCAGCCCAAGCAGCAGCUCUGUACAAUGACGAGAACUCCAACCACUCCAGUGUCACUGAUUCGUCACAGCAGUCUGGAGGACUAGACUGCAAGUCCAGUGAGGGUACUUUUCAGUGUGAUAAGUGCAGUCUGAUAUUUAAUAGGUUUGAACAGUGGCGGGAACACCAAAUUGUUCACCUUAUGAACCCUGCACUCUUUUUAAACAAGGGUGCUGAUUCUCCCUUUACCAGCAUACAGCAGCAGCAACAGCAGUCUCAACCUCCACAGCAGCCACAACAGGCGCCCACAUCCAUACCUCAGCCCCAGCCCAGCCCCCUCUUGCCCCCUGCCUCGCCUCUGAAGCGUAAAGCUGACGAGAGUGAGGAUGAGAGAGAGAGCAUGAUCGGGGCCAGUGAGGCCCAGAGGGACAAACGGCUCCGCACCACCAUCCUUCCGGAGCAGCUGGACUACCUAUACCAGAAGUACCAGAUGGAGGCCAACCCGUCGCGGAAGAUGCUCGAGACCAUUGCUCAGGAAGUGGGUCUCAAGAAGAGGGUCGUCCAAGUCUGGUUCCAGAAUACACGAGCGCGAGAACGGAAAGGUCAGUUUAGAGCUCAUGCACAAGUGAUUAACAAAAAAUGUCCCUUCUGUCCUGCUAUCUUUAAAGUCAAGUCUGCUCUUGAGUCGCACCUUUCCACUAAGCACGCGGAGCAUUACUCUAAGGGAGAUGUGGACAUUGAUGCACUACCUGAUGUAGAAGACUCUGGUGUUGGGAACUUCGGCCUGUCUUCAACUCCUUCUGCAACUCAAGCUUCUCAAGUGAUGCCCUCUUCUCUCUUCUCCUCAGAAGUUCCGGAAGACUCGAUAGCCAUGUACCACGAGGAGGCAAUCCGGCGGUACCUGAACGAUGUCAACUUGUCAUCAGAUGGUACCCGACGAGAAGGUGAGAGUCCCCUUGAUCUCAGUAAACCCUUAGACAUUGUGCGGCCGUUGGGGUUUGACUCUUCUAUACUGGACAACACCAACGAGCAGCUGGACGACCACUCUGACGAGGAGAGCUACCACCUGGACAUGUGCGAGCACGACGAGGGCGACACCGGCUUGAACUCUCACGAGAGCAACCCGACCUCGCCCGCCUCCUCCACCACCAGCUCCGCCAAGCAGUCCGGGUUCAUGCAUGGGGCUCCCAACAAACGGUUCCGCACCCAAAUGUCGGCAACGCAGGUCAAAAUCAUGAAAAGUGUGUUUCAGGAUUAUAAGACGCCUACAAUGGCGGAGUGUGAGUUGCUGGGGAGGGAGAUAGGGCUAGCCAAGCGUGUGGUGCAGGUGUGGUUCCAAAACGCGCGGGCAAAGGAAAAAAAGGCGAAAUUGGCUCUGCAAAAAGUGCUUGGUACUGAGCCAGAGGGUCCUAAACCACCUGAGGAGUGCAAAGUGUGUAACUUUAAGUACAGUCAUAAGUACUCUAUUCAGGACCACUUGUUUACGCGCUCACAUAUCGAAAACAUGAAAGUAUUCCUGGAAAAGGUGAAGGAAGAGAGUGAUGCGGCAAGCCUAAAUUCUAGCCUGAGCUCGAUGUCUGUGGACGUCGAUCGGCCGCCCUCCUCGAUGACGCCCGCGGCCGGCCUGGCGCAUCAGUUGCAAAUGGCGCAGCUGAUGGCGCUUGGGUCACCACCAUCUGCCGCCGGUGCCACCGCUGGUGAAGAAAAGAAGGGUGGCCCUGGUGGGAGCAGCAACACCGACGACCUGAGUCGCCUGCAGCUCCUGCAGCAGAUGUAUCAGCAGAUGGGUCUCGGGGGGCUGCAGGGGGCGCCGCACCCACUCCUUCAGCACGCCAUGAUGGCCGGCGCCGGUGAGUAGCGGUCCCCCUCCCUCCCAUCACUGUCCGCACCCGCUGCCCGUCCCGCCCACACACCACCCAGCGCCGCCCGCACGCUACCCCGCCCUACCCAGCCAGCCCCGGCCACGCUUGCCAGGGAACCACUACUACACCUGCUCACACUCACUAUGUGCUGUGGGCCGCCCUAUGAGGCCCGACAGUAAUAUGUUCGGCCCGGUCGAGUAGUGAGCAGCAGCAGCAGCCUCUGGGCAGGCCUGGCCGGGGCUGGCGUAAGUGUAGCUUGGCCCCUGUCACGCUUUAUCCUCCCUGGCAGCGUCACGCUUGCCGGUGUUGCUGCUGCUGGCCCCACCCUGUGUUCACUCUCGCUUGUCCAGACCCGUUCUGUCAACUCCUGUGUCUGUGUCAAGCCCAAGCCCAGGUCGCGCGUGGGAAUACGGACAUGCUGUUACCCCACUCGUGAAGAGACAAGUCUGUUGCUUACUGUGUUGAUGUUUAAUUGAUGGCAUUUUUUGCAAAGUUACGAAAGUUCCGGAUAUCAGGCCUUACUCUGAGUCUGAGGCCUUACAAGCUUCACUAGAGCUGGUUUUAUGUAAUUUUUGUGUAAUCCUCUAGGACUGUGCGUCACGUUGGUAGAUCAUAGAGUAUAAAGCCUAUUAAUGGUGAAACACUAUCAUACCUCGCAACAAAGCAUAUGAAUUAAAUGUAACUAAAAAAAUGAUUUUAGCGCACCAGAAUAACGCUGUAUACUGACUUACUAGAUAAUGUUCCUACCACUUUUUAUGCUAAUCACGUGAUGAAUGUUUCUGAAGGCAUAACUAUUAUUUUUCACUAAUUUUAUUAGAGCCCAAAAACAAUCAGUAGCAGAUUUCUUAAAACAAAAAAGAUUAAAUAAUCGUCUAUUAAUAAAGUUAAUAUGAGAUGACUGUAAAUUGACUAGCUUAUACAUUAGGUCUGCUUAUAGAGAUGGUAUUUAGGCGUUAGUGUGUGCAUCCUCUUCUCCCUCCCACUUAAUAGACGCAAGUAACCUUCACUAUACACCACCCGGAUUUUUAGUCGCUACACAAGGGUCUCUUUAUUUUCAAGUAAAUUUACACUGACUACAAAAUGAACAUUAUAUAUAUAUAUAUAUAUAUAUAUAUAUAUAUAUAUAUAUAUAUAUAUAUAUAUAUAUAUGAGUACAAGACGUCUUCAGACUCGAACUUGUUUGUAACCCUUGGAGUGGUGACGAGAAACCCGGGUCAUUAGGGCGUUAAAAACAUCUCUUUGUAUCUACCACAAGCAACAGGUUCCUGAGAUAAUGCGGAUAAUCACGAGUGAAUUCAUACAAAUCCCGACCAUAGAUUCCUCAUCAGUCUUCCACACCCAACCUACCCAGCUGAAUGUAGUCAACUACAAGCAAUUUAAAUAUAAAUUCCCUGUCAAAAGAUAGCUCUUUAUAUAUUUAUAUUAUAUGUAUGUAUAAUGUAUAUGUAUAUU